Molecule: messenger RNA, 3095 nt
Organism: Strongylocentrotus purpuratus (purple sea urchin)
Lineage: Eukaryota; Metazoa; Echinodermata; Echinoidea; Camarodonta; Strongylocentrotidae
Exons: 5
Coding region: 96-1196 (366 amino acids)
Source: RefSeq, a predicted model, not a curated record
CCUUCUGGCAGUUCGUGUGCUGCUCAUUCUCAACUGGCUACGCAAAAGAAGAGCUCAAUAAACACGUAGGUGAACCUCGACCCUCACUAGAUGAAAUGGCGAAAGCUGUAGUGGCGAAAGUCUGGCAUCAGCUGCCACUCAACACCGUUGCUGAUAUCAUAAAUGCAGAUGUAAACGAUGAGGAGUUCUGUAUCUGCAAGAGAAAAACACAGGAAGAUAUGAUUGAAUGCACAAAUGUGGAAUGCGAGAGGGGCCGCUGGUUCCACAAGACAUGCGUGAACACGACAGAGGUAGAAGGAGACUGGUUCUGUAGUUUGGAGUGCUCCAGCUCAGGCCAGUCUGCCUUCUGCCUUUGUAGAAAGAAAACCAGCGAGAUCCUCACUUUGACAUGCUCAAAUGCAGAUUGCCCCAAUGGAAACAAAUUCCACCCAUCUUGUGUUAGAUGGACGGGAAAUCCCUCUGAUAUUACAGAUGAAUCAACUUGGUUCUGCCCCCAUUGCAAGACGUCCACAGACUCCCUGGCAAGUUACCUGGCUAGCGUCACAUGGAGAUGUCUACUAAAUGAGGCCCUCCGUGAUGCAGAACGUGAGGGGGAUGGGGAGGCCAUGAUGUCUCACUGGCGUAUCUAUAUGCCAGAACUGUUCAAGAGGAGGCAUCCUCACUACAUAAAAGCAGCACACAGGAUGCUUGCAGGUGUUGCUGGUUGCCUUGCUGAAAGGAUCAGAAAUGAAAUCGUGCACAACAGGACAAUAAACAUCAAUGGAGGGGCAGGGAGAAAUGUUGCCCUUGAUUUUUUCAUUGAACAACUGAAUCACCAUUUCAAAGAGUUCCUGCGACAUUGUGGCGGAAGGUAUACGCCUCAAACCAUCCAGAGAGCAGGUAAGCUGUGUGGCGCCCUCGGGAAAGAAUUAGACGACAAGUUUAUUCAAGAGGUAUGUGACUCGGCAGGAUUUGGUGGACAGACGAAGCCGAACAACCGCUUCGAGAGGUACAAGAAAGAUGUCUCCGAGUUUCUUAUAGAGUUUAAGAAAGAUAAUUUGUUUUGUACCGAAGAAGGUCGCUGUGUUCCAUCCUUACUCAAUUAUGCUUACAGUUGUAACUCUAUGUCAUACCAGGAAGCUACGGACAUGAAGAGUAAAAUAUUAAAGUUCAACGAAGAGUUCGACAACGAACUUUCCCUUGGUUCAUUACCUUAAUUUUUGCUCAGUUACAAAAUCAUUGUGUCAGAGAAUCCUAUUUAAUUUCUUAGAUUAAAUUUAUGUGAACAUCAAUCAGGAUGCUUAGUUACAGUAAAUGAACUUUAUCUUCAAGUUGAGGUAACUCAGUGUCAAGGGUUGACUUUCAAUAUUAGUUUGUACGUAUCAAGUAAUAUGACUAUAUUUUAUUGUAUGCUAUACAAAGGCAUUAUUAUUAUUAGGUACAUUUAUGUAUGUUCAUCAUAUAAUCUUGAUUAUGUUCAUAUAAUCUCAUUGCACAAACAAUGAUAUAUUUUUCACUUAUUUACAAUGAAUAUAAGGCAGUUGAAAAUAAAAGCAACUCACGCUCAAGGAAUUACAACCAAAGCUUGACUUCCGAUGAUUCGCAUCCCUUCUCAUUGAGUGAUGCAAAAUGGAUACAGUUUAUUCGGGAUGUUAUCUUUUUAUGAAAGAUCAUAUUGUUAAUUUCUUUGAUGCUUAUCAUCAUAUUAAUGUGUUGUUCCUUGCAAUUGGGUUAAGUAAUCUUUACAUUUCGCUUUUCGAGAUAAACAUCUUAUGCUCCUUACGAGUGCGAAAUGGCACAAUGGACACGUGAGCAUGCAGAGAUAACUUAGAUAAUUAUCAUGAUCGAGACAUUAAGUUAGAAAGCUGUUUAAAACAACUAACGGUUAUCCUAUGGAUUGAAACAAGAUUCUGUAAAAGCUUAGAGCCUUAGAUACAUUGCAUCAUUUUAAACAAUGAAGCACGAGACAUUAUGGUUUAAGACUAUAACAUUAGUUAACACCAAAGAAGCACAUGCAUCAUAAUGGCCUGACCAAGGUAUAUUCCAUCAGCCAAAAGUUAAUACAAGGCGAUUUUGACCCAAAAAAAAUUACACACACUGGUGCUCAGUCACCCUUGGCAGAAAAAAAAUUAUCAAUAGCGCAUCAUUGGGCACAAAACAGAUUACUCUUUUUCAUGAAAUAGAUUUAAAAGUUGGUUAUGACUCUUUAAUGGGUACCCGGUAGGAAUUUAUUCCUUGAAAUGCUAGAGCGCUAUAAUGGCAGCACAGCUAAAGCCGGGGUAAUAAUAAUAUCCAAUAUGUCAUGCGCAGUUGAGUAUAUACAUAUAGAAACUGCGCAUUGUAAAUUUACAAUUAUUAUUAUUUUAUUAUUAUUAAUUAAGAGCUACCAAAGUUGUGUACACUAUUUGUGUACGCACUGUAUAAAUUUAUAUCAGUCGUGGUAACUACAGUAUAUAGACUUAUCAAUGAUUUUGGAUCAAUGUUUGAGUUUAGAUUGAACAAUAUGUGAAGAUUCACCAAGAUGGUCGAAUUGAAAUAGAAUUUGAUAUUAAUCGUGGUUUAUGUAUAUACUAUGAUGAGUUUGAAUUGCAUAACGUGUAGACUAUGUAUAUAUACUUAUUAAUCCUGAUCAGAACUCACAUAAUAGGAAAAGUGGUUCAGAUGAAUCGUGGUGUAUAUAGAUUCAACAGCAGGGAUCAGAAAAUGUUAUGAUUUCUAAAUGAAGAUUAGAUUAAUCUGUGAUUUAUAGAGAGCUUAACCAAGAUGCACGAUUGAGUUCAAAGGAGACACACACAGGCAGGUCAUAGCCUAUACGUCCCGGUAUAUAUAUAUUUUAUAGAUGAUUGUUUGUAAUGUACUAGUUAUCAGACUACAAGACAAGAUGAUUAUCUUGAUAUAGUACCUCUGUAGUUUUCUGCAGAGAGCGAAGGGGUUUAUUAAACAUGUAUUUUUUUUUUAAAUUCAAUACUUUCAUUACCAUAUAUACCAAAGGUGUUUAAUAUGAUUUGAAGAUAAGACACCGACACAAGCGGGAAACAGGUAUCCAGUAUAAUUGAAAUGACCUGUUGUUUCUGAAGAGGUGUCGAAAGAUCAAUGGCUUCUAUACAGGCGCGCCG